Molecule: messenger RNA, 1710 nt
Organism: Westerdykella ornata
Lineage: Eukaryota; Fungi; Ascomycota; Dothideomycetes; Pleosporales; Sporormiaceae
Product: pyridoxal-dependent decarboxylase
Exons: 2
Coding region: 62-1567 (501 amino acids)
Biological process (GO): carboxylic acid metabolic process
Molecular function (GO): pyridoxal phosphate binding; carbon-carbon lyase activity
Source: RefSeq, a predicted model, not a curated record
CUUGACUCAAGACAUUCCUCUCGCUUUUCGCUGUCAUUCGAGGGUUUCCAUGAACUCAGCAAUGGAGUCCAGUUCGGAUUUGCUAUCAAGACUUUCGGUUGCCAUCGCGAACCUCCACACGCAAUCUCCAACCGAAGAUGUCCUACCUGCAGAACAGGCGCUGACUCUGGCACGACAAAAACUCCUCAAAAGCCUACCAGUGCAAGGGAGAGGGCUGGAAAGGACCAUAGAUCACUUGCAGAACGACAUUGUUCCGGGACUCAACGCCUCCAGCCGUUCCUCUCGUUAUUAUGGCUUUGUCACGGGAGGCAGCACUCCGGCAGCAAGUCUCGCAGACAACCUAGUCACAACCUAUGACCAGAAUGUCCAGGUCCAUUUGCCGCAGGAAACGGUAGCCACGGACGUUGAAGACAGAGCGCUUUCCAUGUUGUGCGAGCUCCUGAGGCUGGACCCCUCCCAAUGGCCGCACCGCGUCUUCACUACCGGGGCUACCGCGAGUAACAUCCUCGGGCUGGCCUGUGGUAGGGAAUAUGCCAUUACAGAGGCAUCUGCAGUCCGCAGCGACCCGCCGUUGAGUGUUGGGGACAUAGGCAUCUAUGAGGCCAUGCACCGGGCGGGUAUCGACAGGAUUCAGAUUUUGACGACCGUCCCACACUCAUCACUCAGCAAAGCUGCAAGUAUACUUGGACUGGGACGUGCCUCAGUCAAGUCAAUUGGGCUAGCGGAUGCGCCGCAUAAGUUCGACAUAGCGCAGUUGAAGAAGCUCCUCGAAACUCCUGGCACUGCGUCCAUUGUAGCCAUAUCAGCUUCAGAGGUUAACACUGGUUUCUUUGCAACAUCUGGAAUGAACGAGAUGCAGGAGAUCAGGAGUUUGUGUGAUACCUACGGCGCUUGGAUUCACGUCGAUGGAGCUUUCGGCAUCAUGGGCCGUCUUCUGACUGCCCAUGAGCACCAGACCAUCAUCAACGGUUGCGAAGGCCUUGAGCUGGCUGAUUCCAUAACGGGGGACUCUCACAAGCUUCUCAACGUCCCCUACGAUUGCGGCUUCUUUUUGUGCCGCCAUCGGGAUAUUGCGUCGAAUGUCUUCCAGAACCCCAAUGCUGCCUACCUCAGUGCAUCGCCCGGCAGCAUCAUGUCACCGCUUAAUAUCGGCAUAGAGAACUCUCGGCGUUUCCGAGCCCUCCCUGUUUAUGCCUCUCUGACGGCAUACGGGAUUGAGGGAUAUCGUCGGAUGCUUGAGAAGCAGGUUGCUCUUUCUCGAAGGGUUGCGGAGUUCUUGCUGGAAAGCAGCGAUUUUGAACUUCUGCCAAAGGAGGAAGGCAGCAAAGAUGAGAUAUUGAGCAAGGUUUUCAUGAUCGUCCUGUUUCGAGCCAAGGACGACGGGAUGAACAAGGUGCUGGUUGACAAGAUCAAGGCUUCCAGGAAGAUUUACGUGUCGGGAACUGCCUGGGAGGGAAAACCAGCGUGCAGAAUUGCAGUUUCCAACUGGAUGGCGGAUGUGGAGAAGGACUUGCCGGUCAUUAAGCAGGUUCUUACACAUGUUGUCACGAGCUGGUAUUCAAAGUAGAUCGUGUUUCCUCGCGACUCCGCAUAGAUAUGCGCGGUUUGGCCCAGUUCCGCUAAUUAUGAAGAUUGGUGGCAUGCAAGAUAUACGCAUGGCCACGGACACUUUCUCGUGCUCCUUACAUAUCCUCAAUCUUGUACACCUCG